CCGGCUCGUUGUUUCCCAGAGCCGGUGUGUGACUUACGCAUUGCUCAGCACACCGAUUUCUGUUUAUAUCGUGAAUUUUACUCAACUGUUUACAAAACAUUGCGGGGAACAGCCGCGGCUUCGCUUUAGGUUUUAAUGUGAACUCAGAUUUCCAUACCCUGGGACGAAUUGUUGGCUAUAUUUAACUGGAUCACAAGCGGGUUUUCUUCUAUCCGGAUGAGAGGAUCCCUACCGCAUUUUUGUUCCUGCAACGUGGACUUUAAGCUCUACACGGGAGACGGGAGAGUCGCACAAACGGAAUAAAAUCACUGUUGUAAACCAAGAAAAACGAAGAACAAACACGUUAUUGACCUGUGGUGGAUAUACUGAAAGGAAUGCUGCUGUCCAAACUCAAUUCUCUGGCCCACAUCUCCGCCGUAGACAUGCCGGCGAAAAUCCAGCUCCAAGUUCAUCAAGUGAAGGAGAGGGAGGCUUUCGAGAAGCUUUAUCAGGUCGGCGCGGUGCUGGGCAGCGGCGGCUUCGGCACCGUCUACUCCGGUACGAGGAUAGCCGACGGGACUCCGGUCGCUGUCAAACAUGUGGCCAAGGACAGAAUCUCCGACUGGGGAGAGCUGCCUAAUGGCUCCCGGGUCCCUAUGGAGAUUGUGCUGUUGAAGAAAGUCGGGACGGGCAUCCGCGGCGUUAUCAAGAUGCUGGACUGGUUUGAGCGACCGGACAGCUUCAUCAUCGUGAUGGAGAGACCCGAAAACGUCAAGGACCUGUUUGACUUCAUCACGGAGAAAGGUGCCUUGCCGGAGGAGCUGGCGCGGGGCUUUUUCCGCCAGGUGCUGGAGGCCGUGCGGCACUGCCAUAACUGCGGCGUGGUGCACCGGGACAUCAAAGACGAGAACAUUCUCAUCGACCUCCGCACCGGGGAGAUUAAGCUCAUCGACUUCGGCUCUGGAGCUCUGCUGAAAGACACCAUAUACACAGACUUUGAUGGCACAAGAGUGUACAGCCCUCCAGAGUGGAUCAAAUAUCAUCGCUAUCAUGGGCGCUCUGCCACAGUUUGGUCUCUGGGCGUCUUGCUGUACGACAUGGUGUGUGGGGACAUCCCAUUUGAACACGAUGAGGAGAUCACAAGAGGGCAGGUCCUCUUCCGGAGGAGAAUCUCCACAGAAUGCCAGCAGCUGAUCAAGUGGUGUCUGUCUCUGCGGCCAGCCGACCGUCCGUCCUUCGAGGACAUCAUCAACCACUCAUGGAUGCAGAGCACAUCCUCCUCUGUAAUCCCAUCCACAGUGCAGACAGAGAAGACGACCACAGAGAUCAGGCUGCACAGCAUCAGCCACGAGCCCACGGCCUUCACACCCACCCCGUGGCCGUGGCUCGGUGAUGGAGGCAAACAGCUCGCCCCGGACUGCUUUGGUCCGAACUGAACUGCACUGACACAAGAGACUAUUACAAAAGACUUAUGUAACAGACUUGAAGCAGAGGAGGAGGGGGGGGGGGGGGGCAGCGCACAGGCCGACGGUCCCAACACAGGCGAGAGCCAGGUGUUAAGGGACCACGUACAGAAGAGGCCGAGGGCAUGACAAAACCGUCAUCCUUUGGCUCAACCUGGCAGGCCAGGCCCUCCCCACCCCAACUACUUGAUUUUCCCAGUCGUUGGUGUCCGAACAUCAUCCUCGCUGGACUCUGUUCUAGGCAAUGGGUAUUUAGCAGCCUGUAGGAAGGCGGCGUGCUCUGCAUGCAUGGACACCCGCGGUCAGCAAAUACAGUAUACGUGCUCGCUGUUCUGCUGAAUGACAAGCAGGCAGUCUGAGUUAUGUAACCUCUCGCUACACUGGAUUCUGUUCUCUCCCUCUGUUCUCUCUGUCACAGUAGAGUGGGAAGAGCGGAGGUGCUGGCGAAGAGGAGUGUGACUUUCAAAAAGUGCCUUCUGUGAGAUUGUUGGGGGACCCUGAAAAUACUUGAAUUUGUGAAAGCAAAAAUGGCUCGUCUUCUCGACAACCUUUUUGCCCCUUACUCUGUACAAGGCUUUAUAUUGUUUAUUUCAAUUUUUUCCUCUCAUGGGCCUAGAUCAGUAAAGCCUAUGCCAUUUACAACCACUACUAUCACUACUUAUACUACUCCAAUGUCAUUAGCAACCAGACAACCUCAUUGCUCUGGCAGCAACCUGUGCAAACACAUCAUAAAAACAGAAACACUGGACUCACCUCACUCUCUUUACUACAACAUCCACCUCUACAACCUACGCUUCCUCCUCUUCUCGUGUUGUACUGUAUACAAACACACGUUUUAGGCAAACGCUCGUUCACAUCCACCUGAAUGCACACCACAAUGCAAACUUAACCACACCGAAAUGCAACACUCUCUGCUCUCCACUUAAAUUUUUUUUAUGUUUAAACAGUGCCUCACACAGGUCUUACAAUUCGGUGGGGACAAGAAUUGUAAAUAAUAAUGAUAUUUAUUAUUGCUGUGACUUCUUUCUCAAACUCAAUGAGCGCAGAAUUUAUUUAUUUUAUUUAUGAGAGAAUUUUGGCUGCACAUAUACGUAUUUCAUUCCACAGUCACUGAAGGGCCCACAGAUUAUUUAAAAGAAAAAAAGAUGCGAUUAAUUUUUUUGACCAAAUUUAUGGCUUGAAAUUUUAAAAGAGCAGAUGUGUGUGUGUAUGUUUGUGUAUAUAAUGUAAAUAAUGUGUAAAUAGUCCCGAAAGUACUUCCAUCUUAAUGUAUCUAAACAUUGAAUGUCUACUGAUGGUAACUGGUUUGUUUACGUUGUAUGUUAGAACCUAUUUUUAUACGAUUUCAAUAAAUAUUUUUUUAACUAUGA
Messenger RNA from Siniperca chuatsi (mandarin fish), 2812 nucleotides. It is a transcript of the gene pim1, whose product is annotated as Pim-1 proto-oncogene, serine/threonine kinase. The transcript has 6 exons. Lineage: Eukaryota; Metazoa; Chordata; Actinopteri; Centrarchiformes; Sinipercidae. The record is from RefSeq and is a predicted model, not a curated record. The coding region runs from base 375 to 1415 and encodes 346 amino acids. Gene Ontology annotation, molecular function: ATP binding; protein serine/threonine kinase activity. Gene Ontology annotation, biological process: negative regulation of apoptotic process; protein autophosphorylation. Gene Ontology annotation, cellular component: cytoplasm.